GAAAUGCAGCCCAUUAGGGCAGCCUUCUUGGCUUCCAACCUGUAUAUAUAGACAUGAACUCUGUCAAGGCAUCACCAUUGCUAGUCCAUCCUUGGGAUUCCUUGCAGUGGCACCAACAAAUUUUCUAAGAGCCAUGAAGUUUGUCUGUCUUUUCUUUGCAUUGGUCUUCCUUUGCAGUGCCCAGGCUGAUGAAGCAGAUCUGGCCAAAAUGGAGAAGCAAGAGGGAGAGAACCUGAAAGACUUCCUCCAGGAGGAAGACCCUGCUGGUGACGAUCAAGGUUUGCAGGAUGAAGGUAAUUGUUAUGUACAUGGAAGAUGAUCUCCUACACCUUCCAUGGUGGACAGGUUCUGGAUUUCACUGGGGUGCAGGGAUUCACUUUUCCACUGAAAUCUCUUAAAAUGCUUCUCUUUGGCUGGAACAUGCCCUGAUUAUGGUUAUGCAUGCUCUUGUCAGCAUCACCAUUCCUGAUAGAGAUAUGCUGGCUCCGUGGUGGACAAUUGUCUCUACAUACUCUUAGAUAGUCUUUGCAUUGCGUCAAGUCACCGAUAUUCUAGAUGAAUGGUUGAGUGAGAAAUGUACUUCAUAGUAGCCAAGAAGUUGCAGAACCUCAAGCGUGAGAAUUUCUAGGAUGACAUGUUGGGGUUGGUAAUGCCCACACUGUAGGUUUUCCACUAGACAUCAGAGGCAUGUAUUAGGGUAAAGUGUGCCUUUAUGUGGAUGAGGAUUUGGAGAAUGAGGAUUAUGAGCAUGAUCAUAUUGUUGUUGUUGUUAAUCACAUAAAUGCAGUUUGUUGUGUAAAAUCAUUUACAGCAGUGUUUACAUUAGGCAAAACUGCAUGCAAAAUCCCAAAACCUAUUUAAUCAUAACCCACGGUGACUUACAAAAAUACAGAAAUAUUUAAGACUAAUAUAAAAUAUAUGCAUCAUACAGAGUCUAUAACCAGAGAGCCGACAACAGUGAAGCCAUAUAAUAAUGAAAGCAGUAAAUCCAUAAAAGGUAACAGACAAUUAGCAAUAAAUCAGUAAAGGUGGAGAAGCAUUAAAACAGCUCAUCACGUGCUAUCAGAUGUCUGAGAACAAAGGAAAGUUGCAAACAGAUACAAAAACGAGUAACUAGGAGUAAAACGCUGAGGAUUCUUCAGAAGGAAUAUCCCCCUCCUCCUCUCUCUGUUGAGUUCUGCAGGGAUUGCAGGAGGAUAAAGCCGACAGGUAGUUAUGAGUGAGAGGGCAGGUAGGUGGGGGCUGCCUGGAGGAAACCUCAUGUUGGUAGGGGAGUGCCCCAUUCACCCCAAUGGACCAGCCAUCACUGAACUGCUCUCAUCAUCAAGAUGCUCCUCCUACUGUUCAGCUGAAAUCGGCCCUGAUCUUAAGCCCAUGGGGUGUUUGGUCAUUUCUGUGUCUCACAGCCCUUCAAGUAUUUUGAAGAAUGUUUCCCUCCUCUUUUAUAUGCAGACUCUGGGCCAAAGGCUUCUACACGACUUGCGGUCGUCGGCUGCUUUGGCAACAAAGGAUAUUGCCUGCCACGGGGCUACCGGUGCCACAAUGGCUUGAAGUGGGAGGAGAAAUAUAACAACUGUCCAUUCCGCAAUGUUCUGCUGUGCUGUGUACGCUGAGGCAAGAGAUGGUGACGUUCCAAGAAACUCCUUAGCAGAAGUUUUUACAACCACAAGGAAGAAUGAGCCAGUCUGCUCUUUUCAAAUAAAUCAUUGGUUAAUUGAUUCCACUCCUUUCAGAAAACCAUUGGAUAAUUUG
This is a messenger RNA of Podarcis lilfordi (Lilford's wall lizard), 1752 nucleotides long. The record is from the annotation of a GenBank genome assembly. NCBI's taxonomy places the organism in Eukaryota, Metazoa, Chordata, Lepidosauria, Squamata, Lacertidae.